Messenger RNA from Trichoplusia ni (cabbage looper), 5736 nucleotides. RefSeq names its product beta-1-syntrophin (gene Syn1). Gene Ontology annotation, cellular component: intracellular anatomical structure; dystrophin-associated glycoprotein complex. Gene Ontology annotation, molecular function: protein binding; structural molecule activity. The coding region runs from base 298 to 1866 and encodes 522 amino acids. The record is from RefSeq and is a predicted model, not a curated record. The transcript is spliced from 7 exons. Lineage: Eukaryota; Metazoa; Arthropoda; Insecta; Lepidoptera; Noctuidae.
CUUACAACUGGCAACGACACCUUGCUUUGCUUAUUUUAGUCUAUGUACGCCAGUCAGUCAAGGGCGGAACGUCAAAGUUGUGUAGGUACCUAUCGAUUGUGCAAUAAAUUCGUAUUUUAACAUGAUAUUGUAUAAAUUGCGUACUUACGUCUAUUAUUGGUCGUAAUGAAAUCAUAAAUUAUUUAAAAUCAAAAUGAAUUGAGAGGUAUCUUCAAUAACGAACAUUGUGAAUGUCUUAAUAAAUUUCGAAGAGAGAACAUUUUUUUCUUGUUGUUUGUUGUGAAAACAAGAGAAAUUAUGGUGGAAAACGGUGCCUCUAGUGGGGGUAGCGAUAGCCCUAGUGCAACCUGCACAAGAUCUGGUUUACUAGAGACACUGGUGCGAGGUGUGUGGUAUCGUGUCCAUUGUACGCUCGAAGAGGAUUAUCUUAGUGUGUGUCUGGAUGAUGGGUACGAUGCUACUACCACACUGAACGGCACUCUCAACAACAACAAUGUCGAGACUCCGAAUAGUGACUUUACCGAAGUCCCCGAAGCAAUUGCGAAUCAAAAGCGCCUCGUGCAGGUGGUCAAGUCAGACAAUAAUGGCUUGGGUAUAUCAAUUAAAGGAGGCAUUGAAAACAAUAUGCCUAUAUUAAUAUCGAAAAUAUUUAAAGGCAUGGCAGCAGAUCUUACAGAACAGUUAUAUGUUGGUGAUGCCAUACUCUCUGUGAAUGGGGAAGACUUGAAGGAUGCUACUCAUGAGGAAGCAGUCAAGGCUUUGAAAAGAGCUGGAAAAAUGGUUCAGUUAGAAGUGAAAUAUCUACGAGAAGUGACUCCAUAUUUUCGUAAGGCCUCUAUCAUCAGUGAGGUUGGUUGGGAGUUGCAGCGAGGGUUUAUGGCAGAUGUGCCGCCUUCACCCCCUUCCCCUCGACGGCGUAGAGCUGACACAAGAUACGUGCCAUUGCUGAUGGCUUGUAUCGCCAAAAAUUUACGACAUCGUGAUCCAGAGGAUCGUACUAUCGAGAUCUACUCUCCGGACGGCGUGCACGCGCUAGCUCUGCGCGCCAGCAGUGCGCAGGGCGCGGCGGGCUGGCACCGCGCACUGCACGCGGCCGUCAGGCGCGCUGCCCGGGCCGCACUCGCCCGCGCGAGGCCGCGUCUGCGCCCGCUGCUGGGGGAUGUGCGCUAUGCCGGCUGGUUGGCGCGACGCCCACCUCAAGAUCAUAUGAGUGCCUCUGGCGGAUCCGACAGUUCUGAUGAAGCUGAAGGUUGGCAGCCAACAUUUGUUGCAAUAACGGAUCGAGAAAUAAGGCUGUACGAGGCGGCGCCGUGGUCGGGGUCGGCGUGGUGCGCGCCGGCGGAGUGCGUGGGGCUGGCGGCCACGCGCCUGGCGUGGUGGCGGCGCGCGGGCGGCGGCGCGGCGGCGCUGGGGCUGCGCGCGGGCACGCCGGCGGGGCUGGCCGUGCGCGCGCUGCGCGUGGACACGCCGCACGACCUGGCCGCGGUGGCCGGCGCGCUCGUCGACGGCGCGCACCACGCCGUGCGGGACCAGACCGACUUCACCUUCCGCUGUCGGUUCCGCGGCGCGUGCGCGCGGCUGUCGCUGGGCGCGGGCGGCGUGUGCGUGUGGGAGGCGGCGGGCUCGCUGGGCCGCGGCGGCGCCCGCGCGCUGUACCGCCGCCCGCUACACGCGCUCAGGGCCUCCGCCGACGACGACCGCUCCGCACUCUGGCUGCACUUCGCCGACGAUGACACCGUGGAGCUGGACAUGGAGGGCAGCCCGAAGCCGGCGGUGUUCAUCCUGCACAACCUGCUGUCGGCGCGCGUGCACUCGCUCCCGGAGAGCGCGCCCGAGGCCGCGGCGCCGCCCGAGCCGCCGCUCUAGCCCGACACUACGACGGGGGCCGACACACGCUAAUCAUUACUGAUUUACCUUUAGGUAAUAUGGCAGCGUCGUUUGCUUUGUAGAUUUUGUGUGCAUUCUCGCACAGUCGAAGUAUUCAGUGUGACAAUGCACAUAAAUCUCUAUUUGUAAUGUGAGUCAACGGUAGGAUUUUUGGAAUAUCUAUUGUACUGUAACUAUUACUUCCUACUAGACAAAUAUUCUGUUUACACGAAUUAACUAGAACCAUUAUUUAAUUUGUACCAGUGUACUCAUCGAAUCUCUUGUAACUGAUGUAUCUGUGAUGUUAAACAUUUUAUCAUAAAGUCCCUUCAUAUCUGACCUGUAUCAAUAGCGAUAUUUUGUACACUUAUUUAGUGAAUGAUGUAGUUCAUAGAACUAAUUUACAAUAUGCGGAAGUCAGUGAUGAUUACAUAUUUAAAAGCACUUUUUAUCGAAUAAUCAUAUUCUGUGAAAUAUCAGCACUCAAACAGCUAGAAACUAAAGAAUCCAUUAAAAGAUACAAUAAUCAAGACGUGAACUUAAACUAAUUUGUUUUACAUUCAACUGACAUGUAAUAGAAAUAUUGCCAAAGAGUUAAAAACAAAAAGGACAAUACAUUUCUGAAAUAGUUGGCAUAGAGUUGUCGUCGUUGUUCACGUGUACCCGAGCCGCGAGCGACGGCCGCGCCGCUAGUGUCGGCAGGACAACCUGCUUUGCUUGUAUGUGGCUGUCAUUGUUCUUCCAAAGAUUUCAGUUCAUUAUUGUUUUGUUUGAAAUUGUAGCUUAAUGUAGUGUAGAUAAGUUAUAGUUUGAAUUAACCAUAACGUAUUUUUAUAAUUUCGUUUGUAAAUAUAUAGGUAUACUGUUUUGUAAAUGGUACAUUCCCAGAAUGUAGAUUACAUUUGUUGCUUUAAUAUUUGUAGCGUUUAUCUCAAGUAAGGUAAGGUAAGGUUUCAAUAAUAAUGUAUAUUGUGUAGUCACAUGUAACUUGUAAGGAUGGCAAUAUGCGAGGUGAUAUCUAACAUAUUAGUAUUAUUUAUUUUGAAAUCAAAUCGGAUCAGACGCUGUCGUUAGCAUCCAUGAUUUAUUGAAGUACACGGAAAUGUUCAAUUCGAUCUGAGGAAAGGUUUACCAUCACCUGCUAAUCAUUUACUAUAAGAUUGUUUACUUUUUUAUAAUCGUGAUUACUUUAACUAUCUAAAAUACAUUCCUAUAAAUAAGAAUCUACACUAAUUUGUAUUAUACUGAUCUACUAAAACGAAAAUUUAACUUAUGCUAACUAAAAAGACAUCUUACUAAAUUUUAUUGCAUUUGUUGACUCUAUAUCGAAUGUUAGUUUCUAAGACAGUACUCAGUAUCAACUUUACAGAUAACGUACAUUAUUUCUGUGACAGAUAAUAAAAUUAACGAGUGCAAUAAUAAAUAUAAAUAAUAAUAUUUUCACACUUGCAAACAUUAUAGUUUUUCAAAUGCUUCUAGGUAAUCAAUAAGUAGACGGACAUUUUUAUAUUGAGCUUAAGGGCAUAAACUGCGUUACGCGUGUGUACGCACGUGAGCACGUCGCGGGCCACGCUUCUGGUGCACGCACGUGAGCACGUUCGCGUGCUUAUGCGCGGGCAUCGGCGCGUGCAUCCGCGUAACGCAGUUUUCUCAGUACAAUUUUGACGUUGGAGGUGUACAGUCGAGUAAUUAUGGAUAAAUUAAUGUUGUAUUAUUUAUCAAGACGACGGCGACGACGAUUAUUUCGCUUGAUUGGUCCCAUAUGGCAGGACGACACUGAACUUCAACAAUUACCCUUUCUGUAUCAAAAUUUGUAAUUUUUUGUUAUGGGCCGGGCACGCGCGUGCGGUCGGUUCGAGAUAGCGCUGUCAACUGAACAAGCACGCGCGUGCACCCGCUAGCGGGCUUCGCGCGUGGACCCGUCCAACGUGAUGCGUGAUCACGUCGCGUGCAUGCGUGCCCCAUUGCACGGAAGUAUCACGCGACGGGCUCACGAGCGUGUGCACGCGCAUGGGCACGCGCGGGUCGUUUUUGUAUGGACACGCGAGAGGCACGCUUAACGCAGUUUAUGCCCUAAAUGUAUUAUGAUAUUAUGUAACUGUGAAAAUAAACUUGAAGAAUUGGUUAAUAAUAUAAAAUAACCUAAACCAAUUCGUAUAAUUAAACUAUGAAUUAACAUUUAUCUAUAAAGUUGAUUACCACUUCAGUGUUUGGUUGUCUAUGACGUAACUCAUAAAUAGUUACCAUAUUUUUAAACUUAUUUAGGUACUUACUGGUUUUGGAAUCUCUGUUUUUAAGGUUUCUAUAUCCGUAUGAUAAAUUAUAAAUUAACGCUAAGAUACUAAACUUGUAAUCUCUUAGAAUUUCUACUGGUGACAUUCCUUCAUACUAUAUUAUUACUUCCAUUGCGCGGGCGCAUAAAGCCAACGCAUGGGAUAGACUGUAUAGAAGUAACAUUGUCUACUGUUAGCCUGUUAUAUUUAUGUUAGCCGGGUAGAACAUUUAGGCUGCCAUACAAUUGAUGCGGGGCGUAGUUAGAGUGGAGAAAAAGGAAGGUAUUUAUAAUUACGAUUGUAAACUCUUCUUACACCAAGAUUUUAUGCAAAAAUUAUACUGCUGAUAUAGGCCCCCAAGUUUCGCCACAACAACGACAAUUGUGCUUAAUAAUUCUCAAAUAUUUCGUUCCUCGGCUGCGCUCGUAUUCAAUGUAAAGGCAAUCUUACCCUAGUUUCAGAAAGGCUGGUCUAGAUAUAAAUAGAUGACUUGUCUUAUUCCAGACACACUGAUUAAAUUAUUCAGCCUUUCUUAAUAUUCAGCCUAACAAAUGCAAACAUAUGAAAGUGUAUUAAAACAUUUACUUUACAUUUGUUUUUAUUUUUAUGAAAAUAUUCUCUUUUUCCAUUUCUUAUGAGGUUUAAGAUCUGAAGAUAAAUGUAUCAUAAAUUGGUCUAAAAAAUAACUUCAUUUGAUAUGACGAUUAUUUUAAAUCUAAACAUUCCUCAUUGUACAAGAUUGUAAUUCCAUUUGAUUAAGUUUUAUUCUUACGUAAUUAAUUUUCAUUAAAUUUCAUUUAAGCGUUAAUUACAUUAUUGUGUAAUUUGUUAUUUAUUGAAUAUUAUUAUUACCUAUAUUUAUACAAAUUCCUGUUUAUCAAACAUUGUUUAGGUGAAUACGUAGUGAAUCCUAGUCUUGCAAUUUAAGACUGAACUUUGUUUUCACAUUUUAUUUGUUGUAGUAACAGUGACAUAGUAUUUCUACACCGUCUACGCUAUACGCUAGAUUACUCAUAUACAUUCAUGAAUAAUUAGGUAUCUAUAUUCCGUUAUAUUUAGGACAAUUGUUACAUACAUUUAUGUGAGAUACAUAUACGAACCGCCGUUGUAAAGGUCUGUUCAUUUUAAUUAGAAAUUUUAAUCAAAUGCUUUUGAAAGAUCAUCACAACGAAGAUACCAAUGAUAUUUUUGUUUCAUUACAAUAGUUUUAAUAAUGAUGUAUUAUGAUUUUAAUAUACAAAGAUGAUAUAUUUUAACGUAAAAUGCAACUCUAUUGCUGAAUAUAUUGUGAGCGCUAUUUUUUUAAUGAUCGAUAUCAAUGAACAGACUAUUUUGAACGAAAUAAAUUUGGAAGUGGAAUAAUUAUGAAGCAGCAGAGAUAUAUCAACAGCUAUUCGUAAAUGUAUCGCCAGUCGCGCCACGCUGUAGUCGACUCGUAUGAUUUAAACUACUGUAAGGUUUUGAAAAAUGUGUUUACAAUGCUAGUUGACUUGUUUCGUAAUACGGCCCAUCUGUAGCUGUCAUAACAUUGUUCAUUAUCAUCUGUAGUUAGAGAUCUGUCAUUCUGUCAUGCAUUAAAAACAACGAAGAAAAUAUA